AUGGACAGCAGUAUGCCAUUAACAAUGCCAGUUCUUAACGGAAAAUACAUAAUGCUUAGCACUUUAGGAGAGGGCAACACAUCCAAAGUCUACUUGGCCCAAACAAUAAGCGACCCUAAAACUUAUGUCGCAGUCAAAGUUUUAAGAGAUGAAUUCUUGAGAAGAGAUGAAGAUUCUAGAAAAGCUGUAGUCAAUGAAGUAGUGAUCCUCCAAGCUUUGAAGCACCCAAAUAUCAUUAAGAUUCUAGAGUAUGGUGAUAACGGUCAGGUGUUCAAACCUUCAGGAAAAGUACUGACAGGAUUAAUAUAUAUAGUACUAGAGUAUGUUUAGGGAGGUCUGUUAUUUGAUGUAUGCCAGUUAGUAGGUGGCCUAGGUGAAGAUGGCGGAAGAUAUUUCUUCAAACAGAUGCUCAAAUCAAUUGAGUACAUGAACUUGAAGAACGUAUCUCACAGAGAUCUCAAGCUAGAAAACAUUCUAGUCGACAAUGACCUCAAUUUGAAGAUAGCUGAUUUCGGUUACGCUUCUUAUCAAAAAAUUGAUUUGCUCAAGUCCUACAGAGGCACAUUUACUUAUAUGGCUCCUGAGAUUAAGUUGAACCUUACAUACAAUGGUCUCAAGGUUGAUCUAUUCUCAUCAGGAGUUAUUCUAUUCAUUUUGAUCAGAGGAAUUUUCCCUUUCAAGGAGGCUAGAGAGGAGGAAUUUUUCUAUAACUUACUGAUGAAGGGUAAAUAUACCGAAUACUGGGAGAAAGUGCAAGGCAACUAUCUAUCAGAUGAAUGCAGAGACUUACUUCAAAGACUGUUCUCAUUCGAUCCUAGUCAAAGACCAAGCAUUGAAGAGAUCUGGAAUCAUCCCUGGAUGAACGACAAAAAUGGUUUAAGUGAUUAAGAAUCAAAAUAAGGAAUUAUGUAACUGAUCAUUCAAGCAAGAGACGAAUAGUCAUAACAAAGACAAAAGAUGAAGAGCUCAAAGCCAAAAGGUUAUCACAGAGGAGCUGAGGAUGAGCUUAACAUUGUAUCUGAUAAGCCUUAUGUUGCAACCUAUAAAUUCAACAACUUCGGAGAAUUCAUGACUGAGUCUAAGCCUCAUGAGGUUUAUGAAAUUCUAAACCAGUAUAGAGCUGAGGGGAAUCCCGACCUAAUUCUGACUUCAGAUAAAGAAAAGAAGAGAAUAAUAAUUGAAAAUUAAAAGGACUCAUUGAAGUUACAUCUUAAAUUCUACAAAAUAGGCGAAGAUGAGGAUGAUGAGAGAGUAAAGAUGAGAUUCUAAAGAAAGCAAGGAGACCUCCAGGCCUAGUACCUGUUGAUUAGUGAACUUAUGGCAUUCUUAAAUGAAAUCAUCCUUGAUGAUGAGGAAGAAGAAGAAGAAGAAGAAGAUUAAGAGUGA
Messenger RNA from Stylonychia lemnae, 1386 nucleotides. Lineage: Eukaryota; Ciliophora; Spirotrichea; Sporadotrichida; Oxytrichidae. The record is from the annotation of a GenBank genome assembly.